AUGGCACCCAAGGAUAGAGCCGUAGCCAAGGGGAAGAAGGGUGGGGCGGAUAAAGUGAGAAAGGCUCAGGCGGUUUCCAAGGGACUGAAGAAGCCCAAUAGAUCAUCAGCAGCCAAGGCGAGGUACAGCGUGCGAUUUCAUCGGCCCCAGACCCUGAAGAAGCAGCGCCAACCAAAGGCUCCCCGGCUCUCUCGGUUGUGGACUGCUAACCCCGUUCCCGCUUUGCAGCGAAAUGACAAGUACCGUGUGCUUCAGCAGCCGCUGAUGACGGAAAGUGCGAUAAAGAAGAUCGAGGAAACAAACACUUUGGUCUUCCUGUGCGAUCCUAGAGCUUCCAAGAGAGGCAUCCGGGAGGCCGUGAAGGAGACCUACGGUGUUGCUGCCCAGAAGAUUAACACACUCAUUAGGAUGGACGGAAAGAAGAAGGCCUACGUCCGCCUUACUGCUGAGUUCGACGCCCUCGAUGUUGCAAACAAGAUCGGCAUCAUCUAA
Cyclospora cayetanensis is the source of this 492-nucleotide messenger RNA. Its product is annotated as 60S ribosomal protein L23A-like. Gene Ontology annotation, molecular function: structural constituent of ribosome; rRNA binding. Lineage: Eukaryota; Apicomplexa; Conoidasida; Eucoccidiorida; Eimeriidae. The record is from RefSeq and is a predicted model, not a curated record. Gene Ontology annotation, biological process: ribosomal large subunit assembly; translation. Gene Ontology annotation, cellular component: cytosolic large ribosomal subunit; ribosome. The transcript has 4 exons. Bases 1 to 492 code for a protein of 163 amino acids.